Mycosarcoma maydis (corn smut) is the source of this 1356-nucleotide messenger RNA. RefSeq lists its product as uncharacterized. NCBI's taxonomy places the organism in Eukaryota, Fungi, Basidiomycota, Ustilaginomycetes, Ustilaginales. The record is from RefSeq and is a predicted model, not a curated record. Gene Ontology annotation, biological process: double-strand break repair via homologous recombination; resolution of meiotic recombination intermediates. Gene Ontology annotation, cellular component: nuclear body; RecQ family helicase-topoisomerase III complex. The transcript is spliced from 2 exons. Bases 1 to 1356 code for a protein of 451 amino acids.
AUGGUGGAUAACGAACAGGUACCCCUCGCAGUGUCACGCCUCUUGGCAGCGAGGUACCCCACUUUGGAUGUUGACCCCUCCUGGUUGUCAAAUUGUGUCAGAAACGUCCGCCAGCGUGGCUUGGGGUCGUACGCUGCAUCGUCCGAUCAGCUGGCGGAAGCAGUGAGGCAAGAGCUGCUUGACUCGGAUCUAGCCAAAGUAGUGCCCGCUUCAUACAGCCGUAUCAAUGCUGCUGCUCUCACCUCUAGCUCUGGCAAAAUCGGAGAAUCCGGUCGUGGAGCCAUCUUGGUACAGAUCGAAAGCAUGAUCGAUAUUGGCUACUCUGCUUCCUACCAGCUCGAAAUUGCCCAUGCGCGAAGAGACGCUCGGUGUGCCAACAUGGAUCCGAAUCAGGUACCAGCAGAGUCAAACACUGCGACGGAAGCAGACCACAUGGCCGACUUCCAAGCGCAACAAGAUGACAAGAUCCAAGCCACCACCGUGUACCCCAGGAGAAUGCUCAAGCUCGAGCUCGCGGAUGGCGGCAACGGUACCAGCGUGUGCGCGAUCGAAUGGCAGCGCAUCAUUGGGCUUGAUAUGAACACGACGAAAAUUGGGACCAAGCUGCUGCUCAAAGGAGUAGCUGUCAAGGAUGGUUGCUUGUUGUUGACGCCUCAAACGGUCGUCGUGGAAGGCGGAUGUGUGCGGGAGAAAGACCAAGUGGCGGAAGACAGAUUUAUCGACAAGCUACGAUCUCAGCUUGGAAAACCCCCGCAGAGCGAUACACCGGCCGAUGGCGAAAGAGUUGCUAUCACACCGACACAUGGCGCUGCACCAAGAAGCGAGAAAGUCGAAGAUUUCAGACGCGGUUCCAGUCCGGACGAAGACGAGUGUGAGCUUCUGGCAGCGCUCGAAGCUGAAGAAGAGAUCAUGACCGCCGCUUCCUCUUCAAAACGACCGACUGUAUCGACAAAUACGGCGUCCAGCUCGACAAACAAAGACACUGGCAACGCCCAAUCCAUCAUCAUAUCGGAUUCAGCACUGCCGCCUCCAACAGGGCGGCGGCCAGCAACACUGAUCGUGCCCGAGGGCAUGACGCAAAGCUCGGGUGGCAAGGUUCGGAGCCAACGUGCGGCUGAUGCGCCACCUAAAACGCAUGCGACACAGGAAGAUCCAAUCUCUCUGAUUGACAGCGACGAUGAUGACUUGUUUGCUUCAAUUCCAGACAGUAUUCUCGGCGGCACAGGCUCAGCGGGAAUGGGAGGGUUUGAAAGGUCUCAGCAAGGAGAUGGCAGACAGAGCAGCAGCAUGCCACCAAAGGCUCUCCACAGCUCUCGCGAGGAGCCGAUUGUCAUCGAGUCUUCGCCUGAGCCGUAG